Nicrophorus vespilloides is the source of this 754-nucleotide messenger RNA. Its product is annotated as adenine phosphoribosyltransferase. Lineage: Eukaryota; Metazoa; Arthropoda; Insecta; Coleoptera; Silphidae. Gene Ontology annotation, biological process: adenine salvage; AMP salvage. The record is from RefSeq and is a predicted model, not a curated record. The coding region runs from base 84 to 674 and encodes 196 amino acids. Gene Ontology annotation, cellular component: cytoplasm. The transcript has 4 exons. Gene Ontology annotation, molecular function: adenine binding; adenine phosphoribosyltransferase activity; AMP binding.
UUAGAUGAAGACGGGACAUGUUUAUGGCGGAAUUUAUAAAUUUUGAAAUAUGAAUCUUUAUCUGAUUAAUUUAUGAAUAGAGGAUGCGAGAACGAUCACCACGUGAUUGCUAUCUUAUUGGAACAGACAAAAUGAGUGGAAGCGCGAAUAAAAUUGAUGAAAUAAAAAAGGCGAUCAGCAGUUAUCCUGACUUCCCAAUCAAAGGAAUCCUUUUCAGGGACGUGUUUUCUGUGCUGCGGCAGCCCAAGAUCUUCGGUCUCUUGAGGGAUGUGAUGGUCGAGCACGCCAAGCAACUGCAGCCUCCAGUCCAAGUUGUCGCAGCGCUUGAAAGUCGCGGAUUCCUUUUCGGUCCUCUGAUAGCUUUGGAACUUAACGUGCCUUUCGUGCCAAUUAGAAAGAAGGGAAAACUACCGGGAAUGACUAGAACUGUCCAAUACUCGCUGGAAUACGGUCAAGAUGCUUUCGAAAUGCAGGAAGAUGCUGUUAAACAAGGAGACCGUGUGUUGAUCGUGGAUGAUCUUCUAGCAACGGGCGGAAGUAUGUCCGCAUCAUGCAGCCUCGUAAAUGCUUUUGGUGCUGAAGUUGCAGAGUGCUUCGUGGUCAUGGAGCUGAGCGACCUUAACGGUAGGGCCAAAAUUGCAGCGAAUGUACAUUCUUUAAUUCAAUACGAUUGACAAACAUAAUAUAUCAUAUAUAUUAUUUGUAUAUAAAUAUUAUUGAGCUACGCUUUAUAACAUGUUUUUUAAAUUAAAUA